Molecule: messenger RNA, 828 nt
Organism: Spirometra erinaceieuropaei
Lineage: Eukaryota; Metazoa; Platyhelminthes; Cestoda; Diphyllobothriidea; Diphyllobothriidae
Source: the annotation of a GenBank genome assembly
UCCUCCUCCUCCUCCUCCUGUGGUCUUGCAAAAUUUCGCCGUUUGCGCGAUCGCGAAUCCCGCCUUUUGGAAUGCCUACUUAAUGCAAAAUAGUAGCACUUUUUAUUUGACAGGCUCUGGCUUUGGGCAUCGCCGCGCUGCCCGUAAGCUCCGACGAAGCGUCAUCAAAGGCACCCACCCUGCACGGCGCUGGCGGCGGCAGCAGCAGUAGCGUUGGCGGUUCAGGCGGCACCGGCAUGUCCGUUAGCGCUGCCGAAAGGACGGGCGUAGCUGUGGGUGCUGACAACCACCCCUCAUCCGCCUCUAUCAAACUCAAUCGUUCCGCCUCCACCGGCUCAUCCGACCACGCCAAGGUCUCCUCUCCAAUCAAACAGUCACAGUCACCAGCGGUCACGCGUGCAGAGCUAGCGAGUCUCCUGCGUGCCAGCCUGCCUCUGCAGAACGAUCUCCAAUUGCUGGUGCUGGCUUUGCUAAGCCGUCUCGUGCCCGGCACAACUGCUGGAGGCGGAGCCUCUGGCAGCACUGGGGCGUCACAGCCCUCGGCCACUCCAAUGCCCUCCUACUUUUCUUCCACCUCUGCGGUUGCUAUCAAUCCAGCCUUGUCAUCCCAGCUGAGUGAACGCGAACGUCUCAUCAACACCCUCUCUCGCCACUGCAAUUUUGCGACAGAAUCACAACCGCUGCCGUCUACGCCUGUCUCGGCCACUGGAUUUGACCAGACAGCGGAGCUGGCUGGUGCGCCUGCUAGCACCGCGGUCGACUCUGUAGCCCUGACCACCGCUGGUCUCUCCGCCACGACUACCGGCGGGGCAGUAGCUUCGACUGCUG